Messenger RNA from Paralichthys olivaceus (Japanese flounder), 1422 nucleotides. RefSeq names its product 2,4-dienoyl CoA reductase 2, peroxisomal (gene decr2). Gene Ontology annotation, molecular function: 2,4-dienoyl-CoA reductase (NADPH) activity. Gene Ontology annotation, cellular component: peroxisome. Lineage: Eukaryota; Metazoa; Chordata; Actinopteri; Pleuronectiformes; Paralichthyidae. Gene Ontology annotation, biological process: fatty acid catabolic process. The record is from RefSeq and is a predicted model, not a curated record.
GAUUGUUCCGACAGCACGUGAAUGCAGCACACAGAGUCCGAGGUACAGUGAGCUCGGUUCUUAUCUUCUUCAACUUUUCUCUGAGUUCAGGAAAGAAAGACGUGUGAUGGGGGGGGAGUAAAGGUGAAGCCGCUUCCUCGGGUCUGUGUCGCUGCUUCGUGUGCAGGUGAAGUUUCAUCAGACGAGCUGGAGCUUUCUUUUCUCAGCGUUACGACAAGAACUAGCUUGUUUAGUGCAGCAGCAUGGCAGAGCCACAGAGAAAAGGAGAACUGCUGCCCGAAGAUGUUUGCACUGACGACUGCCUGACGUCAUACACACACAUCUACAGUCCAGAUUUACUAAAGGAUCAGGUUGCUUUUAUCACAGGUGGGGGAUCUGGAAUAGGACUCAGGAUAGCUGAAAUCUUCAUGAGGCAUGGCUGUGACACGGUGAUUGCAAGCAGAAACUUGGACAAACUCAAAGAGGCGGCUCAAAAGCUGUCUGCUGCAUCAGGACGUCGUUGUCUCCCCGUGUGCUUGGACGUGCGGCAGCCUGAGAGCAUUGCAGCAGCUGUGGAUGAGACGCUGAAAGAGUUGGGUCGUAUUGACAUCCUCAUUAACAAUGCUGCUGGAAACUUUCUCUGCCCGGCGACCUCACUCUCCUUCAACGCCUUCAAGACUGUGAUGGAGAUAGACACUAUGGGAACAUUCAACUCCAGCAAGGUGGUUUAUGAGAAGUGGUUUAAGGAUCAUGGCGGCAACAUAGUAAACAUCUCUGCAACACUCGGCUACAAGGGGCAGGCCCUGCAGGUGCAUGCUGGCUCUGCUAAGGCUGCGAAUGACGCCAUGACCAAGCACCUGGCCGUGGAGUGGGGGCCCAGUGGGGUGAGGGUCAAUGCUGUGGCACCAGGUCCUAUCUCUGGCACAGAGGGAUUCCGCAGGCUGGGUGGUCCAAGAGGUGAAGCCGCUGGUGCCUUCCAGUCCAUCCCUCUGCAGCGAGCGGGCAACAAGACGGAGAUGGCCCACUGCACUCUUUUCCUGGCCAGCCGGGUGUCCUCGUAUGUGACCGGAGCCAUCCUGGUGGCGGACGGCGGGGCCUGGUUGACCUCAGGCAACGACGUCUCCAUGAUGUUGGGUAUAGCCUCCUCUAAAUCCGCUAAACUCUGAACAGGGGCUCUCCUGUACUCCUCCUGACCCAGGUUAUUGGUCACCUGAAAAGAAAAGAGACAAGUAAACGCUGAAGACAAGAGAGUGAGUUAGGGGCCAUGUUUUGUGGUUUAUCUCACCACUGCUGUCAUGAGAGCGUUUUUCUUAGUGGCUUAAGGUGUUGAACACUAACAUACUGUACUUACUGUAUUAUAUGUAUGGGAUUUUUUCACCCACUGCAAAGCUGUUUCUUAUCAUCAUGCAUCUCAUCUAUUAAUAAAGUUUUAUUAUUAGGUAA